CGCACCCCGGAGCGGAGCGGCGCCGGGGGCCCAUGAGCGGCGAUGGCAGCGGCUAUCGCCAGCUCGCUGAUCCGGCAGAAGCGGCAAGCGAGGGAGUCCAACAGCGACCGGGUGUCCGCCUCCAAGCGCCGCUCCAGCCCCAGCAAGGACGGGCGUUCCCUCUGCGAGAGGCAUGUCCUGGGGGUCUUCAGCAAAGUGCGCUUCUGCAGCGGCAGGAAAAGGCCGGUGAGGAGGAGACCGGAACCCCAGCUGAAAGGAAUUGUGACAAGGUUAUUCAGCCAGCAGGAAUACUUCCUGCAGAUGCACCCAGAUGGUACAAUUGAUGGGACCAAGGACGAAAACAGUGACUACACCCUUUUCAAUCUAAUUCCUGUGGGUCUUCGCGUGGUGGCAAUCCAAGGGGUGAAGGCAGGUCUGUACGUUGCCAUGAACGCUGAGGGAUAUCUCUACAGCUCAGAUGUUUUCACACCAGAGUGCAAAUUUAAAGAAUCUGUCUUUGAAAACUACUACGUUAUUUAUUCUUCCACGCUGUACCGGCAGCAGGAAUCGGGACGAGCAUGGUUCCUGGGACUCAAUAAAGAAGGUCAAAUUAUGAAGGGAAACCGAGUGAAAAAAACCAAACCCUCAUCACAUUUUGUACCCAAACCCAUUGAAGUGUGCAUGUACAGAGAGCCAUCGCUGCAUGAAAUUGGAGAAAAACAAGGACGCUCAAGGAAAAGUUCAGGGACACCAACUAUGAAUGGAGGCAAAGUUGUUAACCAAGACUCGACAUAGCUGACAAAUACCCUCCCUUCUUCCAACUCCUCCCCUCCCACCCACCUACCCACCCCACCUGGUGAAACCACACUGAGAUGAUGACAACUGGGCAAGGCAGGACCUACCGGUAGUGGCUUGGAGUGUGAACUCCAGAAUCUUUCUUUGUGUAGGACGAGAAAAUCGAAACCCAGAUCCUGCCUGUUGCAACGUUUUAAAAAACAACAACAACAAAAAAAAAAAGUGAAGAAAAAAUGUUUUAAAUCAGGACUCCAUUAACAUUUUCAAAAGCAAACUGUUUGCUCUGUGAUCAAAGGGGGAAAAAUCUCAUCUCUGCAUAAUAAUAAUAAUAAUAACUAAUAAAUAUAAUAAUAAUAAUAAUAAAGAUGUUACCUUUAAAAAUAAAACAAAGCUUUUGGAAAAUUGAACUUA
Melospiza melodia melodia is the source of this 1185-nucleotide messenger RNA. RefSeq names its product fibroblast growth factor 12 (gene FGF12). Gene Ontology annotation, biological process: regulation of voltage-gated sodium channel activity. The record is from RefSeq and is a predicted model, not a curated record. Gene Ontology annotation, molecular function: sodium channel regulator activity; growth factor activity. Gene Ontology annotation, cellular component: nucleus; cytoplasm. NCBI's taxonomy places the organism in Eukaryota, Metazoa, Chordata, Aves, Passeriformes, Passerellidae. The transcript has 5 exons. The coding region runs from base 43 to 774 and encodes 243 amino acids.